Messenger RNA from Rhea pennata, 1856 nucleotides. RefSeq names its product programmed cell death 1 ligand 2-like. The record is from RefSeq and is a predicted model, not a curated record. Gene Ontology annotation, cellular component: external side of plasma membrane. Gene Ontology annotation, biological process: negative regulation of T cell proliferation; cell surface receptor signaling pathway; immune response. The transcript has 7 exons. NCBI's taxonomy places the organism in Eukaryota, Metazoa, Chordata, Aves, Rheiformes, Rheidae. Bases 151 to 1119 code for a protein of 322 amino acids.
CGUUGUUGGUGCAUGUUUUAAACUGAUCAUGAGAGGUGGACUGUUGCUGCUGUCUUGCAAACAUAAUAGAACUGCUUUGUCUUUUAAACCUGGGAAAUCUUAGCUGUUACUUCCAACAGUUGCAUAAAGAUCUGAUAUUCACCUGAGAAGAUGUUUGGAAUCGUGACAGUGCUGUUGCUGGAAGUGCAGCUCAGUGCAGUCUCAGCUUUAUUUACAGUUGAAGUUCCUCAACAGCUAUACAUUGUGGAGUAUGGGAGCAAUGUGACCAUGGAGUGCAGAUUCCCAGUAAAUGGCUCAUUAAAUCUUGAACUCUUAAGUGUUGUCUGGGAGCAGAAAAGGCAAGGUCAGCCAAAAUCAAAAGAGGUGUACACGCUUCGCAAUGGGAAGGCGUUCCCUUCAUCCCAGCAUCACGAUUAUACAGGAAGAGCAGCACUGUUACCUGGUGAAUUGAAACUGGGGCGAGCUAUGCUUCAGAUCACCAGCGUAAAGAUCGCAGAUGCAGGAUCGUACCUCUGUCUCAUCGAAUACCAGGGAGCUGACUAUAAGUAUGUUACUCUGGAAGUGAAAGCAUCCUACAAGACAAUAAACACACGAAUAAUGAGAAAAUCAGAUGAAGAUCACUUUGUUUUUAUAUGCCAGUCAGAAGGCUUUCCCCUGGCAGAGGUAUUCUGGCAAAAUGAGAAGAAAUUUAAUCUCAGUGGAUCUGCAAAUACCACCCAUACCUUGACUGCAGAUGGCCUGUACAACGUAACCAGUGUCCUGACAUUCAAACCAAACAUGAGUGAGAUCUACAGCUGCGUGUUCUGGAAUAAAGAACUGAAUGAAAAAACAUCAGCUUGCAUUUCUACUUUAGCUUUAAUGAGUACACAGUAUAGCGGACAAAAGUCACUGAUCUUACUUAUCAUCCCUACAUGUGUGAUCGUAGCUGUUCUCCUCUCUGCAUUAAUAAUCUUUCAAAAGAGAAAAUCAUUCAGGAACUGCAAUGCCAAAAAAGGUAGGAAGAGAAAACUUCACUGUAACCAGAAAGAUGAGAAUGGAGAUAAUUGUAACUCUCAAACUCGGGCUUUAUGCUUGUCAACUAUCAGAGUACCAGGAGAUGGCAGGAAUGUAAGCCUAUGAAAACUCUUCUUGUGACAUGCUUUGCACUUUUUGUCUCUAUUUUUGAGGACUUCAGAGAAAAGUUGCAGCACUUUAGCUUUGGAACAACGAACUCAUGGGGAUUUGUUGUCACUGUAGCAAUGAAAAGCUGUCCCUUUUAAGACACUUAUCUGGAAGUUACAGGGAAUUAUGUUGUCAUUAAACAUGGUUUACCAUGGUGAAGGGGUUAUUUGAGUGCCUUUCAUACACUUUACUUUUGGAGAUAUUGUUGCUCAAGGCACUUCUGUUCAGAAAUGCCUUUAUUAGCUGAUCUAGUCUCAGGAAUGUUGCUUGGACUCAAACAUCUUGUGGGACUUCAAAAAAAGCUAUACAUGCUAUGUUAUGUUUGAACAGUUGUCUUUCAUGCAGAGACAUCAUUACAUGCUUGUAUAUUACAUCCAGAAUUUCUGCACUUUAAACUGGAAAUUUACACAAGUAUUCACCAGCAAGAUAAUAUAUAGAAGAUGUUUUAUAUCACAAUGAGAUGUUGGAAGUUAAAUCAAAGGACAGUCAAAAAGGACCCAGCUCCAACAGUGAAUCAACAUUAUGUCACAGAAGAAGAGUUUUAAUGCAUAGGUUAUGUAAAACCUUGUAUAGCUAUUUCUAAUUUGUGGAAGGCUGGUAACAUUGGCACAGCUUUAGGGAGGUAAGUAGCCAUGUAAAAAAAAUAUGAAAUAUGUUGCUCUAGCUACAUGACAAUAAAAGGUUUCACAUCUUAA